AUGUCAGACGCCGAGAUGGACAUUGAUUCUGGCCCGGCGCCGCAAGGGGUACGUGACGAUGAUAUGCAGACCAAGACCGGCGCAAAAGCUGUCCGCAGUGUUGAGGGCUGGAUCCUUAUAGUGACCAAUGUCCAUGAAGAAGCGGACGAGGAAGCUGUGCAGGAUCGAUUCGGAAGCAAGAGCAGCCAUUGA
Molecule: messenger RNA, 192 nt
Organism: Parascedosporium putredinis
Lineage: Eukaryota; Fungi; Ascomycota; Sordariomycetes; Microascales; Microascaceae
Source: the annotation of a GenBank genome assembly